AUGCCGGAAAUUAAUAAAAACACCAUGCAGAAACAGCUACGCCUUCGUAGUAGUCAUGCAAUGAAAACACAACAAAAAUCCCUUUUCGAAUCGAAGUUCAUCGUCAAUGUCGUGUCGGAGGAUCGAUUCGAUGAAUGCUUAAAUCCUUUUAACUAUCCAUAUCAAACCAAUCGGAAAGUCCGUCGGUGUCAAUUAAAACCUGGUGAAGACGACUGUUGUUGCUCUUGUAACUCUGACGCUAUGUUUCAAGUGAUGAAGGCCUUGUAUGAAUGUUAUAAGAAGAAAAAUUGUCAAAAUUGCAAUUGUAUUCUUUGUGGCCAUUUGCAAAAGGAAGAGAGAUUGCUCGGAUUGAUAAACAACUCUUUUGGCACUGUUGCGGUUGAUGCUACUGAUAAGGAACAGAAAGAAAAAGUAAAAAAAAAUGAAAGGGCUUCACUUGAAGGGAAAACACCUUCAGUAAAGGCUUUCAUGAAAAAAGCAAGAGAUGAGCAUGGUUUACCUCCAGAACCUAAAACUGCUUCCGAUGUGCCGCCAGAAUCAAAAACAAAAUCAAUGAAAAAAAAACAUAUAGAAGCAUCAAAAGUAUUGGAGCCACUACAGGGAAAAUCACCUAAAGAAAAAGAAAGAAUAUUACAGGGCUUGCAUGACACUGGCGUUACACUUCCUGAAGGUCGGACACCGUCUGAAAAAGCUCUUAUUGAUAAAGUCAAAGCAAGACCUCGUAAGCAUUCGGCAGUACCUAGAUUUUCAGAAAAAAUGCGAAAAGCAAAAGUUGAUGGCCUAUUAACACCUCUUAAAAGUAAGACACCCGAAGAAAGAGACAGGAUUCUAAGAGAACUUGCUAUGCGCGGAAUACCUCUCCCUGAGGGCCAAACACCAUCAGACAAAAAACUUAUCGAUAAGGUUCGCACCGACCUAGGUCUUCCUAUUGAGCCCAAAAAUAAAGCUAUCAGAGAUAAACACCACAAAGCAGCUUCAGCUGGCAAACUUUUGCCAUUGGAAGGUAAAUCAGCUGCACAAAAAGAAAAUAUAUUGCAAGAUUUACACGACAUGGGUAUACCGUUACCCAUAGGAAGGACGCCUUCUGAAAAAGCUCUUAUUGCUAAGAUAAUGACAAGCCCCCGUGCGCAUUCCAUUACAGUGCCUACAGAGAAAAUACGCAAAGCGAAAGCGGAAGGUUUGCUCACUCCAGUAAAGGGCAAAACUUCAGCUCAAAAGGAAAAAAUAUUAAGAGGACUUGCAAAGCACGGCAUUCCUUUUUCCGAAGGCGAAACACCGUCAGAAAAACAGCUUGUUGAAAAGGUUCGCGGUGAGCUGGGUUUACCACCUAUACCCAAAACACCAAGUAUGAGAAGAAAAUAUGUUAAAGCUGCCGAUGCUGGAUUCUUGCAGCCAUUAGAAGGUAAAUCCCUGAAAGAAAAGAAAAAAAUUCUACGAGGUUUACAUGAUAUGGGUAUACCGUUACCAGAAGGUCGUACACCAUCUGAAAAAGCAAUCAUAACAAAAGUCAAAAGCAAACCUCGUGCCUCUUCACUUUCUCUGAAACAUCCAGAAAGAAUUCGCAAAGCUACAGCUGAAGGUCAAACAUCUGAUCAGAGAGAAAAAGGUCUAAUAGAUCUUGCAAUGCGAGGUUUGCCACUUCCCGAAGGUCUAACUCCAUCAGAGCGGAAACUGAUCGAUAAGAUUCGUGAGGCCCUAGGUUUGCCCACUGAGCCCAAAACUAAAGCUAUGAGACAAAAAUACAAUGAAGCAGCUGCAGCAGGCAAGCUAUUGCCAUUAGAAGGUAAAACAUCAGCACAAAAAGAAAAUAUGUUGAGAGGAUUAUAUGACAUGGGCAUACCUUUACCCAAAGGGCGAACACCUUCUGAAAAAGCUCUUAUAGCAAAAAUUACAGCAGGCGCUGCAUCAUCCGCAAUUCGGCAGACGAAAUCAGAAAGAUUGAAAGAUGCUAAAGCUGCUGGGUUAUUGACACCGUUAGAAGGAAAAAAAGCUGAACAAAAAGAAAAAAUACUUCGGAGGCUUGCUAAACGUGGCUUACCACUCCCUGAAGGUAAGACUCCCUCGGAUAAAAAACUAGUCGACAGAGUACGAGCCGAAGUGGGGCUACCACCAGUACCAAAAACACAAUCCACAAAAGAAAAAUAUGACAAAGCUCUAGCAGCCGGUCUCAUAACACCCUUGGAAGGCAAAACCACUGCACAAAAGAAAAAAAUUCUUAAAGCACAAGCAGCUAUGGGUUUGACACUACCAAAAGGGCGAACUCCUUCCGAAAAAGCAAUUAUCGCUAAAUUGAAAACAAAAUCAACACCAUCAAUUACAACAGAAAAAAUACGAAAAGCUAAAGCAGUGGGACUAUUAACACCUCUUGCAGGUAAGCCUUCUAAAAAAAGAGAAAAGAUUUUAAAAGGCCUAGCUAAAGCAGAUUUACCAUUACCAGAAGGAAAAAGUCCAUCUGAAAAAGCUUUAAUAAAUAAAGUAAAAACUAAAUUGGGGCUACCCGAUAUAACUGAUUCAGAAAAAAUACGACGUGCUGAAGCUGCUGGUCUUUUAACACCAUUAGAAGGGAGAACACCUGCACAAAAAGAAAAAAUUCUAAGAGGCAGGGCAGCAGCGGGUUUACCUCUACCGAUGGGAAAAUCGCCUUCAGAAAGAGCCCUGUUACAGAAGAUAAAAGCUGAUACUGGCUAUGUGACACCGUCACCCUCAGAAAGGUUACGAAAAGCAAAAGCUGCUGGCUUGUUAACUCCUUUGAAAGGAAAAACACCAUCAGUGAAAGAAAAGAUAUUAAAUAAUAUGAAAGCCGCCGGCGUCCCUAUCUCUGAAGGUGAAACACCAUCUGAAAAGGAUUUAAUAAAGAAAUUAACGACUGAACCUCCACCUUUAAAGAAAACACAAUCGGAAAAAAUGAAGCUAGCAAAAGCUGCAGGUCUUUUAACACCUCUGCAAGGUAAGACUCCUGAACAAAAGCAAAAAAUUUUAAAAGGUUUGGUGAAAGCUGGCAUUCCAUUGCCUGAACCUAAGACCGAAUCAGAAACAAAUUUAAUUGACAAAAUUCGUAAAGAAACUGGUCUUCCACCAGUGCUGAAGACACCAUCAUUGCGAGAAAAAUACAGAAAAGCUCAAGCUGCUGGAUUAAUUACACCGUUAGAGGGUAAAACCCCUGCAGAACAAGAAAAAGUAUUACAAAAACUUCAUGACGCUGGUUUACCUCUUCCGGAAGGUAGGGGAUCUUCGGAAAAAGCUUUAAUCAAGAAAAUUCAAACAAAGCCACCACGAAAAACUUCGUUCGAGAAAUUAACAGCAGCAAAGGCUGCUGGGUUCUUAACACCACUAGAAGGAAAAACAGCAGCACAAAAAGAAAAAAUAUUAAAAGGCCUUGCAAAGACAGGCAUUUUAUUACCAGAGGGUAAGACUUCUUCUGAAAAAGACUUGAUAAAGAAGGUUCGACAAGAAAUGGGAUUGCCGCCAGAACCUGAAACACCAUCAUUGCGAAAAAAGAUACAAAAAGCUCAUGCUGAUGGAUUAGUUACUCCACUUGAAGGUAAAACCCUCGCACAGAAAAAAAAAAAUCUCCAGGCUCUAGCUGACGCCGGCAUUCCACUUCCUGAGGGAAGAACUCCUUCAGAAAAAUCAUUAAUUGCUAAAACCAAACCCAAGCUUAAAGUACUACAAGAAAAAGCUGCAUCACUGGAACGAAAAGUAGCCGCAGAAAAAAAGAAAACAAUAAAAGGAUUGAUAGACCAGGAAUUACCAGGUGGGCAAGCAAAAACGAAAACAUCUUUGGAAAAGUCUAUUAUUCAUAAAAUUCAAUCUGAUCUGGAAAUAGCGUUAACGUCAAGGACGUCAUCGGAAAAAUCAAUCAUUCGCAAAGCAAAAGAGGCAGGUUUAUUAACUCCAAUAACUGGAAAGUCACCAGCUGACAAAGAAAGAAUACUGAAAGGUCUUGCUGAAACAGGCAUACCGUUGCCAGUUGGUAAAACGGUAUCUGAAAAAGCUUUAAUAAAAAAAGUAAGGGCCGAAGGUGGCUUAGCACCUGAGCCAACUUCUUCGGAAAUAAUGGGUAAGAUAAAAAAGAAAACAACAACGAAACCAGGAAAAGGAAUAGAAGCUAGAAAAAUUGAACGUGUAAUUAAAACAACUACAUGCGAUCGAGGUUGUGGUUGUGAUAAAAAGAAAAUUAAGUUCAAACACAGUUACGUAAAAAUCAGAGUUACUUCUCCAGAUAUAUCUUCCCUCUGCGAUUGUCUGCAAGAAUGUAUCCCAGGCGUUACAAGUGGAGCUUUCAUUGACAACGACGGAAUUAAAGUUAUCGUUGGCAGAGUAAUAGGCGUACCUUUAUACUCUCGAGAGUAUAGCUAUCAUAAUGUAGUUGAUGGUAACCCUAAAUCAAAACUCACAAACUUUUUUAAUAAACAUAAUAAGUCACAGUACAAGGUGUGCAUGAAUGUUGCUAAUGAAGAGGAAUACGUCAUGAACAGCAACUCCGAUAGUAGUUCCAGCAACCCGCACAGCAGCUCGGAAAGUGAAAAGAUUUCCGAGCACACUUAUACACCCCCCUACGAGGGGAGGCGGUGCAUUAAACUCGGAGUUUUAAAAACUAAAUCAAGAGCAAACAGUUUUGAUUCUAUUUUCGUUAUUAAAAGUGAGACCUCGUUAAGUUUGAACACGAGUCAAAGUAAUAGUAUGAACACAAUCAGUGUAGUGUCCGUUAUGAACAGCAGCAUAUCAUGCAAUUCUACUAAUUAUUCGGGUGAUCGAACGACUGAUGAAAAUGUGACUUUAAGCUCACUAGAUAAUUCUAUAACAAGCGAAAGCGAAGAUAACAACGAACGAACACCCAUUAGGACAGGCAAUGUGAAAAAGAAAAUUGUGCAACCAAAUCCACAACACGAGUACAAAGUGUAUAUGAUGUCUCAAACCAAAAUAAACUUUCCUACUCAUCAAAGCGGCAAAACUAAAAAAGCACUGACUGAAGCUCACGCGCCUGUGACGAUAUUAAGCCACAUACCGACCAAACUAGAUUUGUCGAAGUUAAUGGAUAAGAUUCUUAAAAAGAAACGAUACGCCGAUGCUGCCUCCAUAUUCAUUGUAAUACCAACAUCUGAUGAGGAAACCGAAGAUUCCGCGGCUUCCGAAAACUGCAAUGCUAGUAAUAAGUCAAGCGAGACUCAAGUUUCACACCAAAAUAAAAAUCUGAAGAGUGUAACGAUGCAAACAUCUGCAUCAACAAACAAAAAGGUUUGUGGCAAAGGAAAUAAGUUUUAUAUGAAAAAAGUAUCAUCUUGUAACGACAAAGAAACAACGUUCCUAAAAGAAACUGUGCAAGUACUUAGACAAGUUGAAAUGAAGAAAAACCAAUUUUGCCAAAUUGCUGCUGCUAGUAAAAUGACACAAGUGGAACAAAAGAUAGAUCAAAUCGUUGGUACCGAUUUUAUCGUGGACUCGCCGUGUUGUUGCUGUCUUGCGGAGCAAUCGUCCAGCCCAUGCAGUUCCAGGAGCAGCUAUAUAACUAAUGUGAUGUCAAGGCAACUCACACCGCGGUUCUUGAAAGGCUUGUCGAAUGAGUCACUAAAAAGACUUCUAUGCGAUGUAGCUCCUUGCUCCGAUGUCAUUUCCUGCAAUGAGCCGUCGAAUGCAUCUUACCAACAUCGCCAGUCCUUCUCAGUAUUGAAACAGAGUCACAGAAAAGAAAGCUCUUCGCUUUGCGAUUGCAUUCGUAACUAUUCGAUGGAAAUUAUAAAAUCUCCACGUAAGCGUAUCUCAUUCAUCGAUUCCAAGAACUCAAAACUCAAAACUCAAGUUAGCAAAACGGCUCAUGAAAUAGCUGGUCACCGAAGAUACAACUCAUCAAACGAUAGUUCACCAAAAUCUGAAAGCGAUGUUGAACGCGGCUACACUAACAGAAAGAAAAUAUUCACAAAAGUAAAGAAUAAAAACGAAUGUACAUGUACAGAUUCCUCUUUAUCGGGGGUGGGUUCUGGAACAACUUCGUCAACGGGAUCAAGAAUCGGCGAAAUGUUUAUUUCUGUAGGACAUUCAAGGUCAAAUCAGUUCGUAAAUCAGCAGCGAUACCAUCAGGCAAAUAGGCGAUCCGAGAGACAAGAAGACACCUGUCAGCUCAUUGACCAGAAAGAUAGUUGCGUAUGUGACGAUGUCGACCACGUUGGUGAUGACAUUGUGAUACCUAAAAAAACAUCACAAAAAACACUACGAAAACCUUCUGCAAAUUGGCGAUCUAGACAAGAAGAAACCAAAGGUAGUUGCGUAUGUGAUGAUGUCUGUAGCGAUGACACGCGCAACUCUAAGAAACGAACUAAUGAUACUGGUUAUGAUAUUGUUAUACCUAAAACUACAUCACAACAUUUACCUCGUGAAAAGCGACUACAAAAUUUAUCUCGUAAAAGCACAGUACAAAAUAUACCUCGUAAAAAAAUAGUACAAGAUAUACCUUGUGAAAAAACAGUGCAUAAUUUACCCCCUGACGUGGCAGAACAGGCAGAUGACUCGAGUUCCAGUAAAAAAUCAAAAAAUCCGAAACGUCAAAAUAGCCCCUUAAAAUACUUAUCUCAGUUAAUUAAAUCUUCCUUAAGCAAAUUUAAUAGUUGCACAUGUGAAGGCAAACAACAAACAGGUCAAGUAGAUGUAGAUACUUCGUACCGUAAGGAUUCCAAAAACCUUGAAAUAGCAAAGGAAUCUAGAGAAUCAGAACAAGCAACAAAAUCUAAAGGUAAUAAUUUUGCAGCCAAUACCGAACAUUUAUCUCAAAAACCCGUUCAAAAUUUACCACGUGACGAGGCAGAACAAGCAAACUACCCGAGAUCCAGAAACAAUUCAAAAAUACGGAGAUGUCAAAGUAGCCCCUUAAAAUUAUUUUCUCAGCUAAUAAAAUUUUCCCUAAGCAAAUUGAAUUGUACAUGUGAUGACAAACUACAAACGGAUCUAGUAGAUAUAGAUAAUUCGUACCCCAAAAAUUCCAAAGACCUUAAAAAAGCAAAUGAAUCAGAACAAGCAACAAAAUCUAAAAGUAAAAAUCCUAUAGCUAGUACUGAACAUUUAUCACAAAAGACUGUUCAAGAUUUACGUGGUGAAAAAAGAGCAGAAGAUUUACCUCGUGAAAAACCAGCACAAAAUUUAUAUCGUGACGAGGCAGUACAGGCAGACGACUCCAGUUCCAGUAACAAAUCAAAAAAACCGGAACGUCAAAAAAGCCCCUUAAAAUUUUUGUCUCAGCUAAUUAAAUCUUCCUUAAGCAAAUUUAAUACUUGUACAUGUGAUGACAUAAUACAAACAGAUCUAUCAGAUGUAGAUACCUCGUACCCUAAGGAUUCCAAAGAUUUAUCUCGUGAAAAAAUUGUAGAAGAUACACCUCCUGAAAAAACUGUACAAAAUUUACCUCGUGAAAGAACUGUAGAAGAUAUACCUUGUGCAUAUAGGCGAUCUGAGAGACAAGAAGACACCAAGCAACUCUUUUCCCACAAAGGUAAUUGCGUUUGUGACGAUGUCGACCGCACUGGCGAUGACAUAAACCUGAAAACAAGCAACUUUAAAAAACCAAAAGGAACUGUUACCACCGAUGACACUAAAAAUAAAGACUGCGCAUGUCAAGUGGUCCGCGGCCAUAAUACCGUGAUACCUGAAAAAACGUCAAGUGCAAUUAGGCGAUCUGAGAGACAAGAAGACACCAAGAAAGUCUUUUCCCACAAAGGUAGUUGCGUAUGUGACGAUGUCGACCGCACUGGCGACUCUAAGAAACCAAAAGAAACUGUUACAACCGAAGAAACUAAACAUAAAGCAGACGCCGCAUGUCAAGUAGUCGACGGUCAUGAUAUUGUGAUACCUAAAAGAACAUCACGUGAAAAAUCAGUACAAAUCAUACCUCGUGAGAAAUCAGUACAAUUUAUACCUCUUGAAAAAACAGUACAAGAUAUACCUCGUGAGAAGUCAGUACAAAUUAUACCUCGUGAAAAAUCUGUACAAAUUAUACCUCGUGAAAAAUCAGUACAAGGCAUACCUCGUGAAAAAAUAGUACAAGAUAUACCUCGUGAAAAAACAGUACGAAAUGUACCCCCUGACGUGGCAGAACAGGCAGACGACUCGAGUUCCAGUAAAAAAUCAAAAAAACCGAAACGUGAAACUAGCUCCUUAAAAUUCUUGUCUCAACUAAUUAAAUCUUCCUUAAGCAAAUUCAAUAGUUGUACAUGUGAUGACAAACAACAAACAGGUCUAGUAGAUACUACGCACCCUAAAGAUUCUAAAGACCUUAAAGAAGCGAAGGAAUCUAAAGAAUCAGAACAAGCAAAACAAUCUAAAGGUAAAAUUCCUGUAGCCAGUACUGAACAUUUACCUCAAAAAAAUGUUCAAGAUUUAUCUCGCGAGAAAACAGUACAAGAUGUACCCCCUGACAAGGUAGAACAUGCAGAUGACUCAGGUUCCAGUAAAAAAUCAAAAUCACCGAAACGUCAAAAUAGCCCCCUAAAAUUCUUGUCUCAACUAAUUAAAUCUUCCUUAGGCAAAUUGGAUAGUUGUAAAUGUCCUGACAAACAUCAAACAGAUCUAUUAAAUGCAGAUACCUCCCACCCCAAGGAUUCCAAAAACCUUAAAGAAGCAAAAGAAUCUAAAGAAUCAGAAGAAGGUAAAAAAUCUAAAAAAGAAAAAGCACCAGAUAAAACGCACACAAUUUGUGGUUGUAACGAUGAUAAAGCCAAUAAGAAGGAGGCUGAAUCAAAGAAAAAUUUGUGCACAGACAAAACGCCUCAAUCGCAGAAAUCAUCAAAAAAGAAGCACUCAAUUUGUAGUUGUAAAGAUGAUAAAGACAAUAAGAAGGAAGCUAAAUCAAAGAAAAAUUCGGACACAGGCAAAACGCCUAAAUCGCGGAAAUCAUCUUCUAAGAAGCACUCAAUUUGUUGUUGUAACGAUGAUAAAGACAACAAGAAGGAGGAAAUUUCUCAACCGCCGCUUGUAUCUAACAGUGAAGAUCCUCAAUUGCAGCCAUCAUCUAGCUCUGGAAAAACUCCUCAGGCGCAGCCGAUGUCUGACUCUGAACAGAAUCCUCAAUCGGUAUCAACUUCUGGAAUUGAGUCGUCAUCUCAACCAACAUGUGAAAUUGAAUCAUCGCCUCAAUCAACACCAAUGUCACCAAGGAAAUCUUCACUAAGGAAAUCGUUACCCCCAUCUCCCGUGUCAGGUUCACCUAUCUCUGAACCAAAUCCUCUACUGGAACCAACAUCUGAAUCGGAGUCUUCACCUCAUUCAACACCAAUGUCACCAAGGAAAUCUUCACUAAGGAAAUCGUUACCCCCAUCUCCCGUGCCAGAUUUACCUAUCUCUGAACCAAAUCCUUUACUGGAACCAACAUCUGAAUCGGAGUCAUCACCUCAAUCAACACCAAUGUCACCAAGGAAAUCGUUACCCCCUUCUCCCGUGCCUGGUUCACCUGUCUCUGAGCCUCAACGAAUAUCACCUCCAAUCGACUCAUGCUUCCCAAAAACAGAGCAGACCCGGCAAUUAUGUAUGACACCAAAAUGUAUGCAGCCAUCUGCAGAAUACCUCCCUCCUGAAGGAUACUCUUACGAGGAAAUUGGUCCUAGUUGCGGUUGGGUAGACAUGGCAGAGGUCAUCAGAAGAAAAUCCGAGUGGUCACAGUAUACCUCUGGGUUCAAAGCCUGCAAGAGAAAAAAAGUAGUAAAAAAUUUGGAUGUACCGCAAGAGGAAAUUGAAUUAGACUUUGAAGAUGCCGUCAAGUACUAUGCAAGUACGCAUCCAGAACUAUUUCGGGAUUUAAUGCAACAGGAGUUACAAAAGAAAAUCGAAUCGGAGACUGACUUAGAGCAGUUCAAAGGCAAAGAAGGUAAAAAACUAAAAAAAAUAAAAGAAAAGGAGAGAAAACAAAGAGAAAAAGCAAGAAAAAAGGCAGAAAAGGAAAAAAACAGGAAAGAUAAAAAAACUAAAAAGAAAGGAAAACGCAGUUCAGAUUCCGAUGAAGAAGUUAAGCAAAAGAACUCACUUAAUGAGGAAACCUGUCGCUGUCCAUACGGACCCGUACCUCUGCCACCUUACGCGAGUACAUCUGAAGAAUGGGAAUAUCCCAGAGGAUUGAAAAUGUGCCUUGGAGGCAAGUACUCCACUACACCAGGUCUCAAGGGUGUGGCGUGCUUCAAAAUGACUCAAGAAUCUCAAUCACUUUCAACUAUCUUUAAUCAAGAAUCUCUCAUCUCUUGGUAA
Molecule: messenger RNA, 10221 nt
Organism: Helicoverpa zea (corn earworm)
Lineage: Eukaryota; Metazoa; Arthropoda; Insecta; Lepidoptera; Noctuidae
Exons: 7
Coding region: 1-10221 (3406 amino acids)
Source: RefSeq, a predicted model, not a curated record